UGACUUAUUGUAUUCGAACACAAAGCACGAGUACCUGCCGUGUGUAAUUAACCUGUGAACAUUGGCGUUGAAACACAAGAUCAACAUUUCAUUUUGGAAGGAAUUAUUGGAUUAUAUGUGUAUUUCUUCAUCAGGUAACGAAACAUAUUAAGCAGGCAGGAAUGAUCACCCGUGACAGGUAAUAGGUCGUCUGGUGACACCAUUCAGUGACGAUCACAUCAUGGCGUCGGUGUAAACUUCCGAUCAAACUUGUUGAACCCGAUUACAACUGUUGUAUAUUCGGAUUAGUUGAUACGAUUCACAGUGAAAUAGUCCAGUAAGCACUAGCAGAGCCAACUGUCUGUUGCUCAUAUAUUGGCUGCUUUCUAUCGAGUGUCUUGAAGCCAGAGAGCCCGGUUGCAUUGGACAGGAUCGCGUUGCAUAUCUCGUCUGUCCUCGGCUAAUCAAAUCAACAGUGUUGAAUCGAGCUUGUGUCGUUGAAAUCCCAAACAAACGGGGGAUGAUGUAAAUUGGGAAGAUGAAGACAGAAGGAUGGAGUUAUACACUAAACAACGGAUACACAUGGAAGAAGUCACACUUACUGUUUGUGAAACUGGCUUUUACUGUGUUGGCCAUUUUCACUUCAACAACUCUUUCACAAGAGGAAUACCCGCCCCAGCAGAUCACAGAACAGCCAGCCUCCGGUGACCCAAAGCCUGAGAAUGUGAUCAAACGGCUGACCUGCCAGGCCUCAAGCUACCCGACCCCAGUCUACAGCUGGCUGAAGGAUGGCACCUUCUUGCUCCGAAACACGUCACAGAAUGUCUAUGAGAUACCCAACCUACAGCGCAGUGAUGCCGGAGAAUACCGAUGUCUGGCUGGAAACAAGUUGGGAGCCUUCCUCAGUCAACCAGCCCAUGUUGUGGUGGCUUACAUGGAAAUGUUCCAAUCGGGAGACACCCAGACAAUAGAAGUCCAAGAGGGUCGGGCCGUUAUCCUGAACCUGCCCCCUCUCGACAGUGUGCCCGACCCAGACAUCGACUGGAAGCAGAACAACUCCACCCUGUCUGCUGAGUCCAUCUAUCAUCAUGUGACUCUACAGAAGAACCUGGCCUUGUUGUCCAACUCCAUAUCUGAUUCAGGAAGACAGUUCCAAGCACGGGCUGUCAAUGGCUUCAGUGGUGCUGGCGGUCAAAGCCAGAGCCAUAUAUUUGUGAUCACUGUUGUUGAACAUGGCAACCGAUCAGCUCACCUUCUCCCAGAAAUGAUAUCUCCGCCAGUGGAUGCUGUGGCUAAUGAAGGGGACUCCGAUGUCAAAGUGGAGUGUGUCAUCAAUGCUCGACCUAUCAACUAUCUGAGUAUCAGCUGGUUUAAGGUGACAGAUGACUCCAGGACUGAGAUAGUACGUGAAGGGAGGUACCUGCUCAGUCCAUUCAAGCGAGUUUUGACUAUAAAGUCACCCAUGAAUACUGACACUGGAGUGUAUGAGUGCGAGGGCAAACUGUCCAUUCCUGGUGGUCCUCAGUAUCCCAGUGUUACCAAGAGGGUGAACGUCACCAUCAGAGAGCGUCCCCUCAUCACCCCGCCACUGCCAACAACACUGGACAAGGACUUCAGUGAGACGGUGGAGCUGGUCUGUGAGGCUGUGGGACAACCUGCUCCCAGUUUCACAUGGUACUACAAUGGCAGACAGAUCAAACUACUUGGCAAUCCAAGAUACAGUGACUUUGGCAAUGGAACUCUGGUAAUUGAAAGAAUCGACCUACCAGACAGUGGAGUAUUUCAGUGUAUAGCAAGGAAUGGAGCAGGGGAGGUAUCGGCAUCAACAUGGCUUAAAGUAAACAGUUCUCCGCCAAGGUUUGUGACCUCUCCGCAGGAUCUGACUGUAGUGGAAACCAAUGAAGCCCGGUUCCCAUGUGGGGUGACUGGAGCUCCCCAACCUGUCAUCACUUGGAAGAAAGUGACAUCGAGUGGUGAAGAGACAAUCUCGAGUGGUGGUCGCUUCCAGAUCCUGGACAGUGGCUUGCUCAUAGCUACGACCAGGAAAUCAGACUCUGGUGUCUACCGAUGUAUUGCCACCAACAUCCGUGGUAAUGCCUCUGAAGAGGCCACCUUGCAAGUCAUCAUCAAGACACAGAUAGUGCGGCCACCACAGAAUAUUACUGCCAUCUUGAGUACCAGCGCCACCUUGGAGUGUGGUGUCACCCGAGAUGAGAACGUCCAGGUCACAUGGAAAUGGUUCUUCUACAAGAAGCCGGAUUAUGUGGAACAGCCAAUCAGCAACGGAGGUCGGCAUCUCAUCACACCACAGGGCAGUCUCAUCAUCAGUGGAGUUGCUGGACAGGACAUUGGUCGCUACAAGUGUCAGGUCAUCUCUCCAGGGGGCAAUGACAGCAGGGUAGCAACACUCAUGGUGGUUGAACUUCCCCGUCGCCCAGUAGUUGUCUCUGUUGCGUUGCAUGCGACCAAACCAAACACCGUCACCAUCCAAUGGCGACCAGCGUUUGAUGGUAACAGCCCCAUACAGCGGUAUAUCAUCAGCUACAGAGAUGAAGUCCAACCUGGUAGCAAUGAGAAUUCCAGAUGGGUGGUGUACCCAGUCAACAUCCCUCCUGACAGAACGAGUCAAGACGUAUCAGGUCUUCAGGCUGCCAGAUACUACAAGUUCAGGAUCAGUGCAGUCAACAGUGUUGGGGAGGGCAACUCCAGUCAGCCCAAACCGGAUCAAGCUCUACAGAUGCCACCACAACCACCAAGUUCUCCACCUAAAAACUUCUACUGCUCCCCACGUCCAGGCAGAGCCAUAUUAGUCCAGUGGCAGCCUCCAGAUGAUAGUACAUGGAAUGGCGACCUCCUUGGUUACACCAUCAGUUACAAGAUUGCCAACUACCCCGACACUGCACUCCAGUUCCGUAAUAAGACUGGACAAAGCAGCACGCAGUACCUCUUGGAUAACUUGGUAUACUACAGUCAAUAUGAGGUGAAGAUAGCUGCUUUCAACAUCAAAGGCACAGGCAACUACAGCAAUGCAUUCCUGGUCUGGACAGUAGAAGGCCAGCCUACAGCUCCACCAACAAAUGUAACUUUGACUUCCCCCAACUCUACCACACUCCGAGUCACCUGGCUACCACCAGAUCCUUCCCAGAUAAAUGGAGUCAAUCUGGGCUAUACUAUUGUGCUGAGACAAAAAAACCAUACACAGACAGAGCAGGGAGUGUUUGUUCCAUCUGACCCAAAUAACCUGUACGAUACUCAGGAAAAGCUGAUCCUGAAUCUGAGGAAGUACACAGAGUAUGUGGCAACUAUCGUUUGCAGGACAACAGCCGGGCCUGGGCCCGCAAGUCCUUCAAAAACGACAAGAACACAGGAGGAUGUUCCUGGAGAAGUUGGUGACCUGAGAUUCGAUAACAUUCAAGACACCACAUUACGUGUGUCAUGGACAGUGCCAGGGGAGGUGAAUGGAGUCCUUCAAGGAUAUAAAUUGUGGUAUGAGAAGAAGAACCAGACAUCCACUCGAAUUGAAAUAGAUCUGAUAUCCAGCCUGACGUCGUACACCAUCCAGCGCCUCAUGCCGACAACCACAUACCACAUCUCGGUUGCUGCCUUGACUAGGAAGGGGAUGGGACCACUUUCCUCAGCAGACAUCGAUUCUGGUGUACCUCCAGAGCUGCCGACGGCCCCAUAUAACCUGGGGAUCACCAACAUGCAGGCCCGGUCAGUGUUGCUGCAGUAUCUGCCUGGCUCCAACGGCAAGACCUCUAUAACCCUGUGGAUUGUGGAAGCUCGUGUAGGAACCAACACUACAUGGACGGUGAUUUACACACGGAAUGAUCCAGAUGCUCGUGAGAUUCUGGUGCAGAACUUGCGCCCUUACACGCAGUAUAGACUGCGGUUGAUCGCAGAGAAUAUAGUUGGCAGGAGCAAUGCCAGCUUACCCUCAAGGAUGUUCGAGACGAUGCAGGAUGCUCCUGGUGGUCCUCCUGGGAAUGUCACAGUCAGGGCCUUGAAUUCUACAGCCUUCAGGAUCAGCUGGAUUCCUCUUCCUAGCAAGGACUGGAAUGGAGAGCCCCAGGGCUACAAGUUGUACUAUAGGAUGAAAGCCAUUGACCCAACAGCCGACUUUGUGGUGCUGCCGCUGGAGAAUGGCAUGAACAUGGAGAGCUUUAUCCUGGGUCACCUGGAGGAGUGGGUGGAGUAUGAAGUCAAAAUGACCUCUUACAACGACGUUGGAGUCAGCAGCUAUAGUCCUGUGACCAGAGAGAGGACGAGAGAGUCAGUUCCGAGUGCUAGUCCGAGCAGUGUGAAAGCCGUAGCCAAGUCUUCCACCAGCAUCAACAUCACCUGGGGACCGGUGCCCCUGCUACAGCAGAACGGCAUGAUACUGGGAUAUAAGAUCAAGUACUCUGCUCCAACAGAAGGGAUAGAUGCCAAGUUUGAGGUGGUGGACCAUAAUGAAACCACACACUUUCUCCUCAGAAACCUGCGCAAGUUUGUUCUCUACCAAAUUCAGGUAUUAGCUUACACAAGGAUGGGCGAUGGUGUGCUCAGCAAUGUGGAAACUGACAAGACCCAUGAAGAUAUUCCUGGUCCCCCUAUCAUCAUCUACUUCCCUGAUGUCACCUACUCCUCAGCUAAGAUUGUAUGGAGCCCACCCUCCGAGCCUAACGGCAUCAUCACCCGUUACAAGAUAGCCUACUUCAUCCAAGGGUCAAGUAACAUGUCCACAAUCGAACUACCAUCAGGGGUUCUGAUGAAUACUGUGUUUGGCCUUGCCAGAGAAACAUACUACGUCUUCAGUGUAACAGCCAUGACAAGACUUGGAUGGGGAGAGACGGCCAAUGUCACAGUCUACACUAUGAAUGACAGGAGUCGACCUGACAGACCCUCCAAGCCAACAAUUGUUGGCUCUGAUGUGACAGCUCGGGAGGUGACUAUCAGCUGGAGACCUGGCAAUGACAACUACGGCCCACUUCGCAACUACACCAUCCAGUAUCAGCCCUGCAGUGGGGACUGGACAACCUUUCCUGAUGUUGUACACCCUGAAACCACCUCCCAUAUUGUUUCCAGAUUACGUCCCAACACCUGUUACAAGUUCCGUGUGUCGGCCACCAAUGAUGUUGGUACCAGUGACUACAGCAAUGCAUCUGCUCAAGUCCAUACUCUCUCUGCCAAACCUGAAGGAGCACCAAGGAACUUGAAGGUGCUAGCAGUGACCACAACCUCGAUCAAUGCAACUUGGGAGCAACCUGAACGGAACACGUGGAACGGCCAGAUUGUAGGCUAUAAUAUCCAGUACCGCCAGCUCCAACUCCCAGACUAUCAGGAGGAGUCAGUACCGUUUGAACAAAAUAGUAUACUUCUCCAGAAUCUCAUAGUGUCGAUGCACUACGAAGUGCGAGUCCUGGCCUUCAACGGGAUAGGUCAGGGCCCACCUAGUACCCCCGCGACAAUAUACGUUGGAGAAGCUGCACCAACAGCACCACCCUCUAAUGGACGAGUCACUGCCCAGAGCUCUUCAGUGCUUGUUGUGUCUUGGAACGCUCCACCUCCCAACACACAAAAUGGAGGUCUCUCCGGUUAUAAGGUGCUGUACUGGCUGAAUGGGACUCUGCCGUCUGCUGCGCAGCAGAUCAUUGUGGUUGAGCGCACGGCCUCGCUGACCAAUCUGGAGACAUUCUCCACCUACUACAUGACAGUACAGGCCUACAACCUGGCCGGCGAGGGGCCCAAGACUGCGGUAUUUAGUGGGAGGACACUGGAAGGAAUCCCAGGUCAGCCUGGCCCCCUUAGGUUUACCAACAUCACCCUGACAAAGAUGACAGUGAAGUGGUCUGCACCAGCCCGCCCCAAUGGUGUCAUCCUCAACUACGAACUGGUGUACUUCCUACAGAAAGCAGAUGGAGAGACAAAGCUGGUGAAAUUGACCCUGGAUGGCAGUCAGCACCACAUCACCAUAGACAGCCUGGAUGAGAACAGCAGCUACACCUUCCAAGUCAGCGCCAAGACUGCCAAGGGCCCUGGCAGCAAAACCAAUGGCACUGUCACCACCGGACCUCAGCCAGGCUCCCCUGCAUCCCCAAGUGCCCCCACUUUGGAGGAAAAGGAAAAAUCAGUCAUCCUUACAUGGGUUAAUGGGGCUGAAGGCAACACGCCCAUAUAUGGCUACAUGAUUCAGGCCAAAGCAGAAGGUAAUGAGAAGUACCGUACAAUCAUGCAGAAGAACUCCAGAGAGCCUACAGCCCUAGUAAGCUUCCAGAACCUCACCCCCAACACAGAGUACACAUUCCGUGUCAUCGCAAUCAACUCCAAUGGAAUCAGUUCCCCAAGUGCACCCUCUGCCCUAAGGCGUACCCCUGGUCCAGCUCAGAGUUCUGUAGCAGCAGUAGGCAAACCCUUCCACUCCGAGUGGUGGUUCUUGGUCAUCAUUGCCCUCACCGGAGUCAUCGUCAUCCUUAUCAUCAUCUCCUUGCUUUGCCUCAUCGGACGAAGGAAGAACACUAAAGAGAAGAUGAAGCGCUCUGCCACCUCAACCACUGUGAUGUCAGAACCAGCAGAGCCGGAAGAUGGAGGCUUCCCCUCCAUGGAACUGGCUCAGUCAAGGCGCAGCAUGCACCUCAGAAAUGGCUCUGCAAAGAAUAUCUAUGCAAGAUCGCCUCCACGCCCUAGCCCUGCCAGUGUGACGUACUCUGAUGAUGAUGCUGUUGCUAAGGCCCCUCUUCCUGAUGAUGAUUGCAGCAGCAUCACAGAAAAGCCAUCAGACUUUGAGGAUUCUGAUGAACCAUCGGAUGAUGAUAGUGAGUUUGAUGACAGUGAGAAGAGUCCAUCUUCUCCUCCUCCUCCACCGUUUGGUGGUGCCCAUUACAUCAACAGUGAUGUGCGGCAGUCCUGGAAAUACCCUACCAAUUCCAAUGCAUAUGCAUAUACUGACAGUGAAGCAGAGAGCAGCCAUUAUGGCAUCAGUUUACAAGGUGGACAUGUUCUCAGAGACCGGGACCUAGUCAGCAACCGGGCUGGGUCUCGUGCCCCUGUCUCAGGAUUCUCCUCAUUUGUAUGAUGAAAGCAUAUCUAAUCGAACACUUGUGUACAUAUGUAGAUGUGUGCUUCACAAAGCCAAAUGAUCAAAGCCAGUCCUAAAUAAUGUGUUGAUCAGCCAUGCUACUGAGAAGGUGUCGGUAGUGUCUGCCUGAGCCUGUGUUUGUGCUAUGGCUAUGUCAAGUACACACUUCAAUGGAUUGAUGAAGAUUUCAGUCAUGUGUGAUUGUGUCACAAGAUAGCUGGGAGUUUGUUGUAGAUGUUCAGGGGAACAGUGAACAAGAAGUCAUUAGAAUUGAUUCUCUAGGAAUUGAAUCCUUCAAGCAAAUGGCAAAAAAUGAUCAAAAGUGAAUGAGUUUUUAUUUAUGUAUGAGACCACUGUGCUCUUGAUGAAGACAGAAACAUACAGGAGGACUGAACACCUGUAAACCUUGUCAAGAGAUUCUGAGACAUCACAAAUGACUCUUAGAGGAUGCAUGGGUGAGAUCUCAGAAGAUACAUGGACACUGUUUUGAGGAAGAUGUGUGGAAGAUACCUGAGAAAAAACAUGAACACUAUGAAGAAGGAUAUGAAUAGACCAUGUCUUAGAUAACAGACCAAAUUACAAAAUUAAAAAAGAAAUUCCAAAUAUUAUCUCAGACCCUGGUGUAGAGACGAAAUCUGACACAGUGGCCAUCACAAUCCCAGUGCAUUUGUUUGAGUAUAUGUCACGUGCCAUGUGGAUACUAACUCUCACAAGUGUAUGCAAAUCCAUACAAGAUAAUGAACCAUCUGUGCCUCCUGUAAAUAUCUAGCCAUCUUUGUGUAUACCCAUUCAGAGGACAUCAUCAUUCCGACCAAUUCAUGUUGCAAAAGUAGGACCAAGGAAGUUGCCAGGAAACAGUUUCUGGGAGAUGUGUUGCUAGGAUACAGCUGAGGAUGUGUGUGUCCUGAACAGUCAUACAUACAUGUUUCCAGUACACUGACUACAUGACAUCUCAUACACAUUUGUAAAUAACCAUUGAGUCACUCAUCAAGGUUGUGAUUUUAGUUUUUCGUAUCAUUGUUAUUUUUACUUAUACAUAUUGCACAUAGAACAGUGGUUGCCAUGGGUUUAUAGGCAAUGGCAGUUUGAUUCAGAUAACUAAUUUUAGAAUACCAAUGUUGAACAUUUUAGAUCUCACAACAAUCAUAAGAUUUGUAUCAAGUCAACCUGUGAUACUAUGAGAGAAAGAAGCAAAUGUCUCAGUGCAGUUGGAGGGGAGGUUAUUCUUGGGUAUCCCAUAUUGUGAAUUUUAAAUAUCAGAAUAUUCUCCCCAAAGAUGAGCUUUAUGUUUGUCCUAUAUUUGUACUAAAUGAUUUAUAAAGUUGUUUUACAUGUCUGCAAGAUGAAAUUAAUCUGUAAUCAUUAUGAGAGUUAAUUUUAAUGGAAUGAUCCAAGGUUAGUUAGGGAUACCCAGAAAUGACCAUGCUGUAGCAAGUUUUCUUUGAGUUGUCUCCCUUUGACCUACAUGAUAUCAGGGUCCAAUUCUUGUAAGAUAAAACCAUUAUGGUGUUUUGCUCAAAUGUAACCACAGAUACACCUAUAGUGUUAAAUGUUUGUUGAGAAGAGUUAUGGUAUUGCAAUAACUCUUAUCAUGUUCCCUGAUUGUUCUUGAUUUGUAGUUCACAGGGGUUGUUGGUUUGUUUCCCAAUGUGAAAUGGUUGUUGUUACCUCAAUGAGAUUAAAUAUUCAUUGGAAAAUGUUUUCCUAAACACCUGGAUAGUGACUUAUUGCCAGAAGCCUGUGAUUGAGGGUUUGAAUCAUAGGGCUCUGAUUAUUUCUAGGUUUGUCAGAAUCAUACAUAAGCUUGUGGGUUUCUCUAAAGUGGUAAAUGUCUAAGACAUGCAUCACUUAAGGUGUUCCUCCACAAUCAAUCUGACACACCGUGAUAUAACAAUAAAUGGUAUUAAACCUGUAUAAUUAGGAAACUUCUAAGUAAUGAUAUAGAGAACUGUUUAUCAUCCAAACUGUGUUCCACAGGAGAUAUUGAUUGUGUGAGAUCAAACGAUAUCUCCUAGGAGAUAUCGUUUUGACAGUAGAUUUUGUACAAUGCCCUGACAAUGCUAUGAUGUCAUGAACUUGAUGACAUCACAAUGCUAUGACAUCGCUGCACUGCAAGUCUAAUGGUAGUACAGUCUUCAGAGAUUUACAUUUUUCAUUGAAAACUAGUGAAGAAUGAUUUUUGAUGAUAAAAAGAAUCUCACCCUCGUGUCUUCUGAUGUUAACCACCAUUUACAGUUAGUUCUACUAAACAAAUGACACAAAUGUUGAAAGAAAUCAUAUACUAUCAUGUUAUUAUUUCAACAAUUAACACCUCUACAAAAUGAGCCAAUAAGUUGAAAAGUAAUCAUUUUACCAAUUAUAUAUUAAGAAUUCUUUUAAGUGAUUAUCUUCAGUCAAUCAGUGCACCAUGCAAUAAAUACAGGCCUUAGUUUUAUGUGAUGCCAAAUGUCUUUGACACUGAAGAAUGAUCUUCAAUAUUGACAGGUUGCUAAAUGUUAUCAUUUUUAGGAUGAUGUUUAUUCGAAAUACAGGAAUAAAUAAUUUCAAACAAUUGCCAACCCAAACUAUUAUGUAUACAUUUUAAUUCACCACAUUGCUACAGGAUAGUUUAAGUGAGGAUAAUGUUUCUCCUUCUCACUGUUCAUAUCCAUCCAAUCACUAUCACCAAUCACCAAUCACCUGUAUGUAAUAGCAAUUAUGACAAUUUUUGUCUUCAUUCAAAAAUUGUACAUGAACUAAAUACAUUUGCUGUUCAAAAUAUUGUUAGUUAAAUUAUUUAGAUUCUUAAUUCCUCUGUCUUUUUACCUCUUUCUCAUGACUUUGUUUUAUUUGUGAUAAUGUAUGUUGUGUCAUUGAUUCAUUGACAGAGACAUGAUAGAAACAGUAAUAUUUUUAUGCUCCAAGCAAUAUUUUUACAAUAAAUGAACCCUGUACAUAAGACAGUAGUUAUGGAUGGUUAGAUUGUGUGAUGUGACUGACGUGAUAACAGUUAUCAUGUGAGUUGCUGUGUGAUUGCACAGUGGUUAGGGUGCUUGUCAAAUACAAUGAUCAGGUUUCAUUCCUGGUGUCAGAUGCAAACUUGACGAAAAUGAUGAAAUGAAUAGACUUGUAUCAAUUGAAGUCAGUCAUGAAAUAUGAACUUCUUGAGUGAAUGACAUGCUCAACUGAGCAUGUUUUAGAUAUAUUUAUCUGGAGCUGUGUUUUCUAUUACUCUUCUUUCUAUUAGAAUUUCGUCAUUGAUAUCUUUCUCAAAUGUAAAUGUACCUUCAAUGAUCCUUACCAUUAUAUUGUCUUUUUCUCCUUCACAUACAGAUGCUUGUUAACAGUCUGGUAAUGGUUACCGAUGUGUUACAGAACUAAAUAUGGCAGAUAUGUUGUACAUGUAUAACAUAUCACUAAGUUCAUUAUUUCUUGUUUCUGUAUAGCUGAAACAAUUCUGAUGCAGCAUUACCUUUAACUGACUCAGCAUUUCCAAGAUACGGUUGUGCACAAGGAACUGUUCAUUUACCAUUAAUACUGUACAUUUUUAAGUUUUGGAAACACUUUUUAUAUUUGGACCAUACCUUAAAAAAAGUUAAUGAAUAUGUUUUAUCUUCUUAAUUGUUAGUCAUUUGUAAUUAAGAAAGAACUGGAGACCUGUUCUUUAUGCCUAUUCUAGCACAUACUUAUGUUUGUAUCAGUAUGGCUACAUGUCAUUUUUCUUAUCCAAUAUAUUUCUUAAACAGAUUUUACGUUUAUGAUAUUUUCUAAACAUGCACACCUUACUUAAACAAUAGACCAUAAUGCAUGAUAUAAAUCAACGAGACAAUGUAUUUUUAGAUACAACUUUCUCAUACCAUAAAAAGCAAUGCAGUAAAAUGUAUUUUAAAAUGGCAAAGAUACAUAACCAUUUCUGUAUUGUUAUAGUGAAUAUAUCAUCAUGAAUAUGUCAUUAGCAAGGUAAUUCCAUGUUCCUAAUUAGUGCAAUAUGAUGAUCAUCUGUCCUAUCCAGUCUUUGUCAAUAAAGUAUCAAAUAUGAUUCCAUAAAACAAAUCAGCAUUCCAUUCCCAGGACAAAGCUUCCUUUGAAAUACAACAGCCUAGGAGUAUUAAUAUGAAGUAGUCAGAAUACAGUAUGGACUGGAGACAGAUAUAUUUUCAUAGAUAAUUACCUUUUUUUUGUCUAGAAUAACCCAUAGUAGUGUUUUGUUUGCAGUAUCUUUUGUAUGUAAUAUUGAAAACUGGUGGUUGUGAAAAAUGUGCUUGAGAGAAUGGAACAAUGCAUGAGCUGUUUUUCAUAUAAAUAAAUAAAAGAUCAAUACAU
Molecule: messenger RNA, 11338 nt
Organism: Haliotis rubra (blacklip abalone)
Lineage: Eukaryota; Metazoa; Mollusca; Gastropoda; Lepetellida; Haliotidae
Product: protein sidekick-2-like
Biological process (GO): cell-cell adhesion; axon guidance
Cellular component (GO): axon; plasma membrane
Molecular function (GO): protein binding
Source: RefSeq, a predicted model, not a curated record